AUGAAAUUUACUAUUGUGACUACCGUCCUUCUUGGACUCUUGCUGACUCCAGCCCUUGCUGAUUACCCUCAGAAUACUCAAGUAAGCAAUCGAGUCACCAUUGUUUCAGGCUCCCAAAUUCUGAUCAUCAAUAGGGAAUGGCGCGUGGCAAUUAUUGAGGAAAGGAGCACCCAAGGGUCAUGGAAAACCAUUUGGAACUAUGAUACGGGCUUUAUUGCAACCAAAGUGCCGGCAGAGGGAGCUUGCUUCAUUUCUGUAAUGAACAGAAAGGAGAUGCCGAGCUUUGAUGCACUUCCCAGACUGGCUGAAGAGACCAGGAACCUGAAAGGUCAAGGACAAACUACAAAGGAGAUCACAUUCGUCCUCAUGAAGAGACUUGUCCGUGACCUCAACUCUUACGGACCAGACAUCUUCGCUAUGUGCAGAGGACUCACAACCUAUAUGGCUUAUGAAGUUCACGGACCCCAAUACAUAUACAAUCAAGGAUCAUGCAUUAGACUUGAUGUCCUGCAACUUCUGGACCUUAACUACUGUCAUGGCAAUAACAAGGUCUGA
Messenger RNA from Gavia stellata (red-throated loon), 555 nucleotides. It is a transcript of the gene GKN1, whose product is annotated as gastrokine 1. Lineage: Eukaryota; Metazoa; Chordata; Aves; Gaviiformes; Gaviidae. Bases 1 to 555 code for a protein of 184 amino acids. The record is from RefSeq and is a predicted model, not a curated record. The transcript has 6 exons. Gene Ontology annotation, biological process: regulation of cell population proliferation.